CGUGACUGCCUUUUGCAUUUGGCCCAUUUUCGAGCUCUUGAUGUGGCGGCUCAGCAUUCCCUCAUAACGCCUCUGCACAUAGCCUCAGAAAUGGGGUAUAAUGAGUGUGUGGAUAUACUUGUAAAAAACGGUGCUUGUGUUAACUCUCAAGACUCCAAUGGUGACACGCCUCUUCACAAGGCAGCUCGUCAUGGGCACGUUGAAUGUAUGCGAACUCUUCUUGAUGUUGGAGCUUGCACAGACACUCGUAAUUUUUGUGGAAGAACAGCUUCUGAAUUAGCUGCAAUAAACGGACAUUUUGCCUUCGCAUCUGCGAUGAAUGCGGCAACUCGCAUUCUGAGGCAAGAGAACCUACGUGUCCCCAAUGGCCCACUCUCUCGAAGCAACAAUAUGAUUGCAUGUAAGCGGUCAAGAGAUUGUCUUGCCUCGGUGGGCGCUCUUGACGGAGACCUUUCUGAUAAACGACUGCGGUUCUCGGGUAAGUUGUCCUUGCUUCUUUUUGCUAACUCGUGUGUGCACACAUGA
Molecule: messenger RNA, 525 nt
Organism: Mesocestoides corti
Lineage: Eukaryota; Metazoa; Platyhelminthes; Cestoda; Cyclophyllidea; Mesocestoididae
Source: the annotation of a GenBank genome assembly